Cyphomyrmex costatus is the source of this 1113-nucleotide messenger RNA. RefSeq lists its product as uncharacterized. The coding region runs from base 1 to 1113 and encodes 370 amino acids. The transcript is spliced from 3 exons. Lineage: Eukaryota; Metazoa; Arthropoda; Insecta; Hymenoptera; Formicidae. The record is from RefSeq and is a predicted model, not a curated record.
AUGUUUGCAACGCAAUUAGAAGCUUUAUUAUCUGUUGUUGGCCCUCAUUUGCAAAAGCAAGAUUUUAUAAGAGAGGCUAUAACACCUGCAGAACGUUUGGCACUAACGUUGAGGUAUUUGACAUCUGGUGAUUCCAUGACAUCUAUGACAUUCCAAUAUCUUAUGGGGAAAACGACAGUAUGUAAUAUCGUACGCGAAACAUGUUCAGUAAUUUGGAACGUUCUGCAUCCUAUGGUUUUACCACCGAUACUAACAAAAGAAAAGUGGAUAGAAAUCACUCGGGACUUUAAAGAGUUGAGAAAUUUUAUUCAUUGUAUCGGAGCCAUAGAUGGCAAACAUGUUAUCAUUCAAAAAAUAGCGCUACACAUAGCGCAUAGAGGCACAAGCCCGCACAGCCCUAAUAAUGCUGGUUCGAGUUAUUACAAUUAUAAAGGGGCUUACAGUGUAGUAUUGUUGGCAAUUUGUGAUGCACAAUAUAUUUUUCGUUAUGUCGAUAUCGGGGCCUAUGGACGACAAAGCGAUGGUGGUAUUUUUCAAGCCAGCACGAUUGGUCAAAAAUUCGAUUCGGACCACAUGAAUGUUCCAAAACCAGCAGCAAUUGAAGGAGGGCGGAUAUUACCGUAUUGCCUUGUUGGAGAUGAAGCUUUUCCUCUCAAGUCAUACUUGCUUCGCCCUUAUCCAGGCAAAAAUGGACUCACACCAGAGCAAGCUGUGUAUAAUUAUCGCUUGAGUCGUACUCGGAGGAUGAUUGAGAAUACUUUCGGUAUUUUAGCAAGUCAGUGGCGAAUAUAUCGAAAACCGAUAAUUGCUAAUCCAAAAAAUGUUAUGUUAAUGAUUCAAGCAACAGUUUGCUUGCACAAUUGGCUUCGAAAAUGCGAUGCAGACAAUGCUACGUAUUUGAACGCAGGUUUAGUCGAUGAAGAUGAUCCGAAUAGCUCAAAUGGAUUUAGGGAUGGCUCUUGGCGAAGAAUUUUUGAGAACGGAUGUGCAUUUACAGAUAUAACUCGAAGCGGAUCAAACAUGAGUGCUCGCAGGUGCAUGACAAUUAGGGACAAAUUUUGCGAUUAUUUUAACAAUGAAGGAGCAGUAUCAUGGCAAGAGAAUCGUUUUUAA